This is a messenger RNA of Strongylus vulgaris, 276 nucleotides long. The record is from the annotation of a GenBank genome assembly. NCBI's taxonomy places the organism in Eukaryota, Metazoa, Nematoda, Chromadorea, Rhabditida, Strongylidae.
AUGCGAGUAUGCAUCGUAGGUGGUGGGGGAUUUUUAGGAUGUGAGCUGGCUGCACGUCUCCAAUCAAGUGGUGUUCAUACGGUUUUACUUGACGUCAAUUUCUCAGAACAUACGAAUAUGAAACUUAAUCAUAAACUAACAACUAUUGUUCAGGUGCGAGGUUCAGUUCUGGACGAAGAUAAAGUCUGUGAAGCAUUACGUGGCUGCGAAUCAUGUUUCCAUAUAGCUGCCUAUGGAAUGUCUGGAAUGCAAGCUGUAAGUAACAGAAACCUCUAA